CCCCAUUGUCCGCCUCCUCCAAGCAAACGGAACUGGAAAAGCCCAGCCCCAACGCCACCACCCCCUCCCCCUCUCCUCCGGGCGCCUGCCGCCUCCCCCGUCACCCUCCGCUCCGCUCCACCCUCUCCCCGCCUCCUCUUCCGCGUAACUGCUACAUGGGAGCGCGGGCAACCUAGGGUGUCUCCGCCGCCGCCAUGUUCGAGGGGGUGGUGAGCCAGGUGCUCGCCGGCCUCCUCGGCCGCUACGUCAAGGGCAUCCAGAAGGAGCAUCUUAAGAUCGGCAUCUGGAACGAGGAAAUACUAUUGGAAAAUGUAGAGCUGAUUCUGGAAGCCUUCGACUACCUGCAGUUACCAUUCGCGCUGAAGAACGGACGAAUCGGGAAACUAAGCAUCAGGAUUCCAUGGAAAAAGCUUGGAUGGGACCCUAUAAUUAUUGCCAUAGAAGAUGUAUUUGUUUGCGCAUGUCCGCGGGAGGAUUCUGAGUGGAGCUCCGAUUCUUUGGAUAAGAGAGAACUAGCUGGAAAGUUGGCUAAACUUAAUGCCAUAGAGCUUGCUAAAUUUUCCAGAAGAGUUACACAUAACCAAACAGGGCAAUCGUUUUUGUCCUACAUAUCAGCAAAGAUACUGGACAAUAUCCAAGUUUCCAUACAAAAUGUUCAUAUUGUAUACAUGGAUUCCCACAUUGAUCAAGGGAGCUUCGUAUUUGGUUUGGAAUUCUCCAGUCUCUCAAUACAAACAGAUACCCAAAAGCAAAGUUUUGCCAUGUCGUUGAUGGCUAGGUCAAGACAAGAUGAAGUAAAUAAGAUAGUAGAGAUAUCAAAUGUUGGAAUUUACUGUCAUCAUUUAGAAGAACAGCUGGAUCUAUGUCAUGUUGGUGCUCUUCCUGAAACUCAGUUUAGUUUCGGUCUCAGAAAUGGCCACUCAAGAGAUGAUUAUCUUAUACAUCCAUUUUGCGUGACUGUAUCUGUUCUUGCUAACAAAGCUGCAAAGCUUGAUGGUGCACCUCAGUAUGACAUGAAUGUAGAGCUAACUGCAUUGGCCCUAUCAGUUGAUGAAAUUCAGCUCCAGCAAAUCUUAAAUAUUUGUGAUUACUUCACUAUAUGUGCUUUGCGAACAAAAUAUGGUCGUUAUCGUCCGUCUCAAAGCUCUUUAUCUAAGAGACGUAAAGGUUGGCAGAGAAUGUGGUGGCAGUAUGCUCAGAGGUCUGUUUUAGCUGAUGUUCGCAAAAGAUUGAGGAAAACUUCAUGGAGUUAUUUGGGGCAGCGAAUGGAUUAUCGCCGGAAAUAUGUCAAUUUAUACCGAAUGAAAUUGGAACUUUUGCAGAAAGGACAGAUUGUUAGUAAAGACAUUCUACAAGAGCUGGAGAAUAUGGACAAAGAAUGUGAUAUUGAUGAUAUACUUAACUACAGAACAAUUGCAGAACAGCAACUGCAGCAGGAAUCAUUGGCAAAAUCCACCAAAGAGACUUUUUCUAGUCCAGGAAGUCCUCGAACUGAUGAACAGUCAGCAGGGGCAAGCCGGGGAUGGUUAAACUGGCUUUCUCUUGGAAUGCUUGGUGCUGGUGGAACAGCUGACAGUAGCUCAUUUGCUGGUGUUAUUUCAGAAGACAUUAUUAAGGAUAUAUAUGAGGGAACAGAAUUUCAUCCCGUUUCUUCUUCUGAAAAUUAUUUGACAAAAGAAAAUUACUAUUCUCUGUCUGUUAGACUAUCUAUUUCUCAGAUACUCACUUCUGUCACCUCCAGGAGGUUCGGCACGAAGGUUGUAGAUGCAAUAUUCGCUGGCCUUGGUAUUGAAUGUAAAAUGUGGGAUGAUUCAGCAACUAUUCUUGCUUGGCUUGAUUCACUUCAGGUUAUCAACCCGUUAAAUGAAAAUAAAAUCUUGCUGGCUGAAAAGUGUAGCACUGGCGAUGGUCUCGGGGCACCUGUUAUCAGUGUUCAAGUUGACUUUCCCAAGUCAAACCAGAGCUCAGAAGCUUCAACAAGAGUUGUUGUCCAGGAAUUCAGUGCCAUCUAUGAACCAGAAUUCUUUGUUAAUGUCCUACACAUCUGCUAUUUGUUUUUCUCUUUCCAGUUUCAGCAUGAUAGGGUGUUUUCCUCACUAAAUCGGUUUGAUAAUGUUGGAGCAAGAUUUCUCUCCAAACUAAAGUACAUGUCUGAUAAUCGCAAAAAGCUUACUUGGGAUUUGAGGAUUCACCGCUUUGCCAUUAGGCUACCAUCACAGCGUUCUGGAAGGGAAGAACUUUCCAUGAUUUUUCAGGCUGAAGAUGUAUUCAUGCAGUCGAAAGAUAUAGUUGAGGAUGUUUCUCAGACACAAGAAAGCAGUUUCUUUCUUGAUUCCAUGUCAAAAAGCCUUCCUAGUUAUUUUUCUGAUGAUCUGCUACUUGGUAUCCAGUUUGAUGAGCUUUAUAACCAUUUUGAGGUUGGCCUCACUGGGUUUGAGGUGAAGGUAUUGUUGCCUAAUAGACAUAAUGUCGCCUCAACACUGAUUAAACUUGAUGCUUCCAUCGUACUUCGAUUGUGUGUAUUCCUAGAUGAACCAGUGCUGAAACAAUUGGAGGUUGGUUUUAUUGUGCCAUUUAUCGACGUAUACCUCUCUCAGACAAUGUACAGUGCUAUUAUUACUUUGCCUAAAGUGAAAGAAAAUAACCUUGUCGGAAACAAUAUGUUUGAUAAUGCCAAGAGUCAUGGACCCAAGAAAUCAACUUUAAACAUGUUUGCGUCUCUCAAGCUAGCCAAGCUGGGUUUACGGGUUGACCUUGAUGAUAAUGAUGAGGAAGAUUCAGCUGUCACUCUUGGCGUUGAAGACAUUAAUACCAGGUAUGCUAUCUGCGAAUCGUCAGAACUUUCUCUCACCAUGAAGACAGUUAAACUUACUUCCAAUAACCUGAAGGAUGAAUCCGACUCACAUGUGCUGUGUUUAUCAGGAAACUGCAAAAGUAGUUCAAACGUAAACAUAACAGGAUGCCCUGAAAAUUCUGUUGAAACUUGCUUGAAUCUGCAUUACAGAACUCAAAAGCAUGAUGGUCAAGUGCAUCAUGUGUACCAGCUGAACUUGCAUGAUGUUGAUCUGCAUAUUAACCCUUCUGUUAUUGGUCGGAUACGGAGGUUUUUGAGAAAUCUUGAUUCAGUACCUUCAGUUGGCAGUGAUGUUGGAUCCACAGCGCUUGGUCAGAGUUCCAUGAAACCCGGAGCAGCUAAUGGCAUACUUCCCAAGUUUUCAUUGUCAAAUUUAUGUGGUGCAGAUGGCACAUUAUUCGCAGGAGUAUCUGUUGAUCACUUUCCUUUUUUAGAUAUGGAUUUCACAUGUGGAUAUAAUUUUGGAUGCUUAGGAACUCAAGAUGUUCAAGCACAAGAAAGUGUGUAUUCAAAGAAUAAGCAGUGGCAUGAUACUUCAGGUUUGAAUGGCUAUCAUGCAUCAGAGCUUGCAAGCAAUUCACUGUGUAAAACCCAGCAUUCAAACUGUUCUUCCACCUCAUCAGAUAACCCCAAGAAUGUCAGCAUAACUAUUCUGGAUAUAUCGCUUGUUUCAGUUAGAGUACAUUUCCCUGAAUCAUGUGAUAUUUUAGCAACAAUUACCAUUCCUGAAUCUAUAGCAACACUCAAAUUUUUAGAUGCAAGCUCAUGGGACCUACUAUUUUCUGCUAACAAUAUAACGCUUGCUUCACCAUGGACUCCACCAAAUAUCCAUGAACAACUCUGGGGUACAUCUUCACAUCACAAUGCUAGUGCACUCAACGUCCGAGUUAAAAAAGACUUACCUGCAGUGUCAACUGAAGUAUGCAUUGGAAUUCAAAAUGUUUGCUGCUUAUUACCAUCUAAGUUACUGGCUAUGUUUGUUGGAUUCUUUAUGUUGGAUGAUUGGGAUCCAAUAGCAGAACAGCAUCACCCUGUGGCAAGUAACAAUCUUGAAUGCUAUGGAGAAUCACAUGACUGUAUAACAUACAAAUUUGAGAUUUGUGAUUGUGUUGUAAUUUUUCCUGUGGAAAAGCAAGAUUUCUUUUGUCUAAAGCUGGAGGUUCCAUAUUUUUUCUGUGAGUUCAUUCCAACCGGAAGUUCUGUAGAAUUUGCAAAGCGUAUUCCCAAAGAAUUCUUCAGUUCUGAGUGCAUAGUUCCCAGUAGAGUUGAUGUCGUUAGCAUAUAUGCAAGAAAUGCAUCCAUAUCACUUCUAUUCCUAAGCGACCAAACAAAUUUUGUGCUGAAGCUUGAUGAGAACAUACCUAAGAGAAUCCGUUCUCUUAUUGAAAAGCUUGAUGCUGGCAUAUGGAUUCAGGUUCCUUGCAAAGAAAAAUCCUGCUCCCAGCAGCCUACUUUGCCCAUCUCCAUUAUGAGCAAAAUAUCACAAUGCAACUUGGUUGCUGAAGACCUCUAUUUUUUGGGUGGGAUGGAGACGGUUUUUCAUGUUGUUGACCAGUUAACUUCGAUCAGCAAAGAAAGUAAAAUGUACAAAGGCAAUGCCUUGCAGUUUUUAGAACACAGAAAUUUCAAUGAGGGGAACCCUGACCCUAAUGAACCCACCAAUAUCACUGUUUCUAUCAAGGAUCUGAUGAUUUUCUUGGGUCACUCGGAAGAUAAUGGUGUGGCACUAGAGAAGAUUGCCACUGCAAACCUAGAGUUUGCUGUUUCUGCUGUACUAGUUGGUGAAAAACCAGAGCGCAUGGACUUGGAUAUUGUUUCCUUGGCCCUGCAGUCACCUGGUGGUUACGCUCUUUUCUCCAUUGUUUCUGAUGGGCUAUUAUCUCCUGUUUUCAUCAAGUUUACAAAGCACCAUGCUGGGCAAGAUGAGACAUUAGUAAGUGUACCUUUUUUCAAGAUCUGGUUAUAUUUAGCCGAUUGGAAUACGAUCAUUGAUCAUUUCCAUUCCUAUGUAAAGAAAGAAGUAAAAAGUUUGCCCUUGGAGCACCCAGCAACUUUGCCUCAUUUUCCAGAGACAGCAUCGUCUCCAUUUCUUGCAUCAGAAUUUGGUUCACCAGAUGAUUCUAACUUAGUGGUAACAUGUGAAACUAUUGCUGGUUUAGUUCAUAUACCUGUCUGGGAGAAAGAAGAAAAUCACACAAGCAACGAUAUGGGCGGUACUCCUGGUUCUUCUUCGGUGAAAGUGACGACUCAUCACAAGGCAGAUGAUAUUCGAUAUCUUGAACCAAAAAGUUGCAAGUUUGUCACCAUAACUUUCGAGAGUAAACAUUUUGUGGUGAUGUCAGGUGAUAUCUGCGUGAAGUUUAAAUGUGAUUUAGAGAGGAUGAAGGUAAUGCUGGAAAUGAUUCAAGAGAAUAAGGGUACCUCUGUUCCAUUCAUGCAUAUAUCUAAGGUUAAAGCAUGUGGUUAUAUUCAUCAAUCAGAAAGGAUUUUGGAACAUCUUUUUGUUGAUCUACAAGCUGAAUACAUGGAUGUUAGUUUUUCAUACCAGAUAUUUAGCUUUUGGUGUAAUAUGGAACUCAAAUUUCCUGCUGCACCAUCUGCAUCCUCUUUUUGUUCUGUGACAUUCAAGGCAGGGUUAAGGAAAGGGUCUCUUCUGCUAAAUGAUGGAAGGCUGAGCAGUCAUGGGCCUGUCAUAGAGACCUUACUGAAGAAUUUAACUGUGCAAUUUAGUCAAAUGAAGGAUCAGACAGAACUUUCUGCUUUUGUUGACCUUGUAGUAAAUUACAACAACAUUGACAAGGUUAUGUGGGAGCCUUUUAUAGAACCCUCAAGGUUUCAGUUAAAUAUGCUUAGAAAAUGUGCUGAUUGUGCACUGGAUAUAUCGCCCAGUACUGAUGUGUGUUUAAGUUCAAACAAACAGCUUAAUCUGAAUAUAUCAGAACCCUUGAUUGAGGCUAUCCUUAGACUUAGCCAGAUGAUUACAUAUUCUCUUGAUCCAAGUAAUGGCGGUGGUCUUCGAGAAGAUCCUGGAAUCUUGAGAUUAAGCCAUGAUGAUGUGCGUACUAGAAGAUAUGCACCAUACAUUCUCUCAAAUGAUACAUCGUUGCCCUUUAGGUUCAAGGUGUACCGUGGUGCUGUUAAUUCAGAUGAUAUUGAUAGUUUCUCUGUGAUAGAUGAAAAUUCUGUACCGGCAGGGUCUGCUGUCCCAAUUUACGUUGAAGAAAGUCUUGAUGAAUUCUUCUUCCAACACAGAGAAGCACAAUCUUCUGAGCACCUCAUUGAGAAAUGGAUGAGUGUUGUAUCACACUAUAUGAUCUCCAUUGAGUUUGAAGGAACGGCUGGGCCAUCGAAGCCAUUGUCAAUGGACCUUGUGGGCAUUUACUUCUUUGAAGUGAACUUCUCUUCAAGUAAAAAGCCAAUUCAUGGUGAAGAAACUUUAGGAGCAUUUUCAUCUAAUAGAAUGGGUAGCGAUGGGUUAAUGGUUCCUGUGGUGCUCGAUGUUUCUUUACAGAAUUACAGCAAGCAUAUACGAGUUUACUCAACGGUAAUACUCUACAAUGCAACAUCAAUGCCCCUCGAGCUGCGGUUUGAUAUACCAUUUGGUGUUUCUUCAAAGGUAAUAGGGCCCAUUCCUCCAAGCAAAGAGAUUCCAUUGCCGGUUCAUUUGUCUGAGGCUGGCCAGAUUAGAUGGCAUCCUGUUGGCAGAUCUUACUUGUGGAGUGAAACUCACUCCUUAUCGAGUUUGCUUUCACGUGAAAGCAGGGUUGGGUUUAUGAAAUCAUCUGUGUGCUAUCCUUCUCACCCUAGUAACGAUCCAUUUCGGUGCUGUGUAUCUGUUGAAGAAUACUGUGUCCCUUCAUCUAGUAGUACCCAGAAAGACCAGUGCUGCAGUGAACGUUUGAAUGCACAACCAGUUCCUGGAAAUUCUGCUUCGAAGACUUCAAAGCAAUUUUUGACUAGGACACAGUUUAUACGGCAUGUCAGGCUUAAUACACCUCUUGUCAUAAAGAACUAUCUUCCUGUGUGCAUUUCUUUGACAAUAGAUAAUGGCGGGGCUGCGCAUGUAGUUUCGCUAAAGGAGGUAGGCUCGAUCUCUAUUUUUUUUGUUGACCCCUCCAACGAUCUUGGAAUUACAAUUCACAUUCAAGAUUAUAGAUCCUUGGUCAUAAAGUUUCCUCGUGCUGAAUCAUUCUCUACUACAGCCAAAUCAAAUGGCUUAAAGUUCUCCUUAACAGAGACUAUUACUUUCUACUCAAAUUUGUCAAACUCUCCUCUCAACGUUAUGCUGGAGAAAGCAAUGGAUGCUCGUUCUGGUGCAAGAGAAUUGUAUCUUUCUGUUCCAUUUUUGUUGUACAAUUGCACAGAUCUAUUGCUUACCAUCGCUGAGAGCAGCUAUGAGAGGAGUGGAUCCACCCUUGUGAUUCCUUCUAGUUUUGAGUUGGAUGGAUACGCAAGACAUUUGCCUGGAAAAAAUGGUCUUGCUCUUGUUUCAGAAGAUCCUUCCGCACAGCGCUUUGCAAGUAAAAUGCCCCAGUUAGAUUUCCCGGACGGAUGCAGCUCUUCUUCAGAGAUAAGUUUGACGAAUAACAGUGAGUCUGUAAAGAAAGAAUUUGACAAAGAGGUUAAAGCUUUUAUGUUUGCUCCUGAUGGACACACUCCAUCAACUGAACUUCUGGUUAAAUUGAAUGCAUCUCUGCCUAAUAAUGGAACUGAAACAACUCGGCGAGAUUGGUCGGAUCCAUUCCUCCUUGUCCCUGCCAGUGGUUCAACAAAUGUUACAAUUCCCCAGUCAUCUACUUCUGGUGCCUUUUUAGUUGCAGCAACAUCUAUGCCUGUUUCAACCAAACUUUUUGGAAGAACAAGGGCUAUUGCUUUCAGGCCGAGAUAUGUGAUUUGUAAUGCAUGCAGCAAUGGUUUGUACUUUAGACAAAAGGGAACAAGGUUUUCAAAGCACUUAAGUCCUGGGCAACACUCUUUCCUUCACUGGUCUGAUACAGCAAGAGAGUUGCUGGUCUCGAUUCGAUUUGAUGGGCCAGGAUGGCAAUGGUCGGGAAGUUUUUUACCAGAUCACCUGGGAGAUGCUCAACUGAAAAUGAGGAAUAGUGCCUCGGGUGUAUCAAAUAUGGUUCGAGUUGAAGUACAAAAUGCUGAUCUAGACAUACACAGCAAGAAAUUUUCUGGAAGAAACAAUAUCAAUACUGGUACUGUACUGAUUCUCCUUUCUGAUGACAAGACUGGUUUUGUACCUUACAGGAUUGACAAUUUUUCAAUGGAGAAACUGCGGAUAUAUCAACAGAAAUGUGAGUCGAUUGAAACGAUUGUUUAUCCCUACACAUCCUGUCAAUACGCUUGGGAUGAGCCUUGCUAUCCUCAUCGUCUUACUGUUGAGGUUCCUGGAGAACGAAGUUUGGGUACAUACAAUCUGGACAUUCUCAAUGAUGAUGUUCAUGUGUCACUACCAUCCACAUCUGAGAAAGCUGAAAGGAAAUUCUGCAUCUCGGUGCAUGCUGAAGGAGCAAUUAAGGUGCUAAGUGUUAUUGAUUCAAAUUGUCACAAUACCGAAUCAAAAGAAACAGAUUUUCUUGGAUCAAAGGGACCAAAAGUUGUUGAUCAGAAACAGGAGCUAGAGACGAACUUUGCUGAAGUUAUCAAAAUACAGUUACCAUUCAUUGGGAUAUCUUUAAUAAGCUCUUCUCCCCAGGAAUUGCUGUUUGCUUCUGCCAAGGAGAUGACAAUUGUUGCCAUGCAAAGUUUAGAUCAGCAACGAUUCACAGUUGAAAUACAAUCUAUGCAAAUUGAUAAUCAGUUCCCCGACAGCCCACACCCUGUCAUGCUGUCAUUUGAGGGAAGUCAUAAGGGAAAAUCCAUUAAUAUUUUUAAGACUAAAGAUACGAAGCUGAGAUCACCAAAUGACAGUAAGAGUUGUUCCAAUACCACAGAACCUGUGCUGCAGUUUGCUGCAGCUAAAUGGAGAACCAGAGAUGUUUCAUUUGUUUCCUACCAAUGUAUAAACAUAAGUGUAGCACCUGUUCGCCUUGAACUUGAAGAACGACUUGUCUUGAGCAUGAUUGAAUUUUAUAGAUCUGUUUCCUCUAGAGUAAAUCUUGGACAGUUAGAGAAAAGUCUUGAGUUAAGUAUUUUAGGUGGUGCUACGGAUAUGUUAGGAGAAUAUGAGAAAAUCUCAAAGCACUUAUCAGACAAGCCCCAAAGCUUCUACAUGGUGGAGGUGCAAGACAGUGAAUUGUUGCCUUCUGUUGUCCCAGUUGGUGCUCCAUGGCAACAGAUACAUCUAUUAGCCAGAAAGCAGAAAAAAGUGUACAUUGAAUUGUUUCAGUUGACUCCUGUCAAGUUGACUUUCAGUUUUACAAGCACACCGUGGCUCAAUAGGAAUGAAGGUGGUUCUGAUCCCAGCACAAGUUUCAAUAACACUACUGCAAUCCAGAGAGGUCUUAUGGCCCUCUUAGAUGUUGAAGGAGUACCAGUUCACCUUGGAGAAAUAAUGGUGGAAAAUCUGAUGGCUAGUUGGCAAUCCGUUCAGGACAUUCUUGUGAGGCAUUAUAGCAGACAAAUCCUCCAUGAACUUUAUAAGGUCUUGGGCUCUGCUGGAGUUAUAGGAAAUCCCAUGGGUUUCGCUCGGAAUGUUGGGUUUGGUCUAAAGGACUUCAUAUCUGCCUCAAGAAAAGGGAAAUUGCAGAGUCCAGUUGAACUAUUCAACGGCAUUGCACAAGGUUCAAAAACUCUCAUUGGCAGUACAGUUUAUGCAGUCAGCAGUGCCACUUCUCACUUCAGUAAAACUGCUUAUAAGGGCCUUGUUGCCUUUACAUAUGAUGAGCAAGCUGCUUCUAAAAUGGAAGAACGGGAAAGACAGCUAGGUUUGCAUGGAGAAGGAGUAUUGAAUGGAUUUCUAGAGGGUCUGACUGGGCUCCUCCAAUCACCAAUCAGGGGUGCUGAGAAACAUGGUCUUCCCGGUGUCAUCUCAGGCUUAGCAAUGGGAACAGCUGGGCUUGUGGCCCGGCCUAUGGCUAGUAUUCUUGAAGCCACAGGCAGAACUGCACAGAGCAUAAAAAACCGAAGUAACCCUCAUGAAUCCAACCGCUUGCGUGUCCGUUUCCCCAGACCUGUUGCCAGAGAUCAUCCUCUGUUUUUGUACUCGUGGGAAGAAGCGAUCGGAGUAUCGUUGCUUGUCCAAGCUGAGAGUGGUAGGCUAAAGGAGGAGACAUUUGUCAUGUGCAAAACACUUGGAGAGCCCGGGAAGUUCCUUGUGCUUACCGAGAAACUGCUUCUGCUCAUCUCAAGCCCAUAUUUAGUGGAUUUAGGAUCACCUCAGUUUCUUGGUGUUCCUCCUGACCCCCAGUGGUCAAUUGACACAGAGAUGAACCUCAAAAGUGUCAUUCAUCUGGACAGGUCUCAGGAGGUUGUGAAUAUUGUUGGGAGCAACGGAGAGACUUCACCGAGGGACAGAAGAGGCGGUGUAAGAAACAGGGUUAUGAGCUCAGCCUUCAUUCCCUUUUUUCAUCUCAGCGUCGAGUUGCCAAACAUUGAAGAUGCAGAAGGCACGCUGCAAGUCCUACAGGCACUCAUCGAGAAGGGAAAGGCAAGGAGAUGGGAUAAGAACAUCCUACACCGAAGCAACAUUAGUUGAGGUUUUCUGAGCACUGAUCCUUGCUGUCAUAUUUUGGAAUGGAUGCCGUUGCUUUAUGCCUCGAGAACUACCAAACAACAAAUAUCACUUCGCAGCUGGUGUUGAUUGUCAUAGGCGAGGAAUGGGGCAUCUGAAAUUAUGGCAGCUGCAUUAUAAGAAAAGUCCACAGAAGAGUUUUGGUGGAGGCACAAUUUGAGGAUCAGGGUAGAUACUUAGAUACGUGAUGGUGGAGCUAGAUUAACUUUUGUACGUGACCCGGUAUUUCAUAGUUGAUCCACCACGGUACGGGGGGUGUGCCUCGGUUUUUUGUAGGUCAAGGUGUACACAUGUGUAGGUUUAGGAAAUUUUGUCGACAGCUCUUGUAAAUAAAAUUCACUUGUAGAGGACGGUUCCCCUCCUGAAAAUAUUGUAGUUAAGAUCUCACAAGACUCCUGGUUUCUUCUCUUUUGGUAUGUGUUUUCUUA
This is a messenger RNA of Phragmites australis (common reed), 10960 nucleotides long. RefSeq names its product intermembrane lipid transfer protein vps1302. Gene Ontology annotation, biological process: protein retention in Golgi apparatus; protein targeting to vacuole. The record is from RefSeq and is a predicted model, not a curated record. The transcript is spliced from 48 exons. Bases 195 to 10496 code for a protein of 3433 amino acids. Gene Ontology annotation, cellular component: extrinsic component of membrane. NCBI's taxonomy places the organism in Eukaryota, Viridiplantae, Streptophyta, Magnoliopsida, Poales, Poaceae.